Molecule: messenger RNA, 2739 nt
Organism: Eptesicus fuscus (big brown bat)
Lineage: Eukaryota; Metazoa; Chordata; Mammalia; Chiroptera; Vespertilionidae
Gene: GRM4
Product: glutamate metabotropic receptor 4
Exons: 10
Coding region: 1-2739 (912 amino acids)
Biological process (GO): G protein-coupled glutamate receptor signaling pathway; regulation of synaptic transmission, glutamatergic
Cellular component (GO): membrane
Molecular function (GO): adenylate cyclase inhibiting G protein-coupled glutamate receptor activity
Source: RefSeq, a predicted model, not a curated record
AUGCCUGGGAAGAGCGGCUGGGGCUGGUGGUGGGCCCGGCUGCCCUUCUGCCUGCUCCUCAGCCUCUAUGGCCCCUGGGUGCCUUCCUGCCUGGGGAAGCCCAAGGGCCACCCUCACAUGAAUUCCAUCCGCAUAGAUGGGGACAUCACCCUGGGGGGCCUGUUUCCGGUGCACGGCCGGGGCGCGGAGGGCAAGGCCUGCGGGGAACUUAAGAAGGAAAAGGGCAUCCACCGGCUGGAGGCCAUGCUCUUCGCUCUGGAUCGUAUCAACAACGACCCGGACCUGCUGCCCAACAUCACGCUGGGCGCCCGCAUUCUGGACACCUGCUCGAGGGACACCCACGCCCUGGAGCAGUCGCUGACCUUCGUGCAGGCGCUCAUCGAGAAGGACGGGACGGAGGUCCGCUGUGGCAGCGGCGGCCCUCCCAUCAUCACCAAACCUGAGCGUGUGGUGGGUGUCAUUGGUGCUUCAGGCAGCUCAGUCUCCAUCAUGGUGGCCAACAUCCUUCGUCUGUUCAAGAUCCCCCAGAUCAGCUACGCCUCCACAGCCCCGGACCUGAGUGACAACAGCCGCUACGACUUCUUCUCCCGCGUGGUGCCCUCGGACACGUACCAGGCCCAGGCCAUGGUGGACAUCGUCCGCGCCCUCAAGUGGAACUACGUGUCCACGCUGGCCUCGGAGGGCAGCUACGGUGAGAGUGGCGUGGAGGCCUUCAUCCAGAAGUCCCGAGAGGACGGGGGCGUGUGCAUCGCCCAGUCGGUGAAGAUUCCGCGGGAGCCCAAGCCGGGGGAGUUUGACAAGAUCAUCCGGCGCCUUCUGGAGACCUCCAACGCCAGGGGCAUCAUCAUCUUCGCCAAUGAGGAUGACAUCAGGCGUGUGCUGGAGGCGGCACGGAAGGCCAACCAGACAGGCCACUUCUUCUGGAUGGGCUCGGACAGCUGGGGCUCCAAGAUCGCACCUGUGCUGCACCUGGAGGAGGUGGCUGAGGGCGCUGUCACCGUCCUCCCCAAGAGGAUGUCGGUGCGAGGCUUCGACCGCUACUUCUCCAGCCGCACGCUGGACAACAACCGGCGCAACAUCUGGUUUGCCGAGUUCUGGGAAGACAACUUCCACUGCAAGCUGAGCCGCCACGCGCUCAAGAAGGGCAGCCACGUCAAGAAGUGCACCAACCGCGAGCGCAUUGGGCAGGACUCAGCGUAUGAGCAGGAGGGGAAGGUGCAGUUUGUGAUUGACGCCGUGUACGCCAUGGGCCACGCGCUGCACGCGAUGCACCGGGACCUGUGUCCGGGCCGCGUGGGGCUCUGCCCACGCAUGGACCCCGUGGACGGCACCCAGCUGCUCAAGUACAUCCGCAGCGUCAACUUCUCAGGCAUUGCAGGGAACCCCGUGACCUUCAACGAGAACGGAGAUGCUCCUGGCCGCUACGACAUCUACCAGUACCAGCUGCGCAACGGCUCUGCUGGGUACAAGGUCAUCGGCUCCUGGACUGACCACCUGCACCUGCGAAUAGAGCGGAUGCUGUGGCCGGGGAGUGGGCAGCAGCUGCCCCGCUCCAUCUGCAGCCUGCCCUGCCAGCCCGGGGAGCGGAAGAAGACAGUGAAGGGCAUGCCCUGCUGCUGGCACUGCGAGCCCUGCACUGGGUACCAGUACCAGGUGGACCGCUUCACCUGCAAGACGUGCCCCUACGACAUGCGGCCCACGGAGAACCGCACGGGCUGCCGGCCCAUCCCCAUCAUCAAGCUGGAGUGGGCCUCGCCCUGGGCCGUGCUGCCCCUCUUCCUGGCCAUCGUGGGCAUCGCGGCCACGCUCUUCGUGGUGGUCACCUUCAUGCGCUACAACGACACGCCCAUCGUCAAGGCCUCGGGCCGCGAGCUGAGCUACGUGCUGCUGGCGGGCAUCUUCCUGUGCUAUGCCACCACCUUCCUCAUGAUCGCGGAGCCCGACCUGGGCACCUGCUCGCUGCGCCGCAUCUUCCUGGGGCUCGGCAUGAGCAUCAGCUACGCAGCCCUGCUCACCAAGACCAACCGCAUCUACCGCAUCUUCGAGCAAGGCAAGCGGUCGGUCAGCGCCCCGCGGUUCAUCAGCCCCGCCUCGCAGCUGGCCAUCACCUUCAGCCUCAUCUCGCUGCAGCUGCUGGGCAUCUGCGUGUGGUUUGUGGUGGACCCCUCCCACUCGGUGGUGGACUUCCAGGACCAGCGGACGCUGGACCCCCGCUUCGCCAGGGGGGUGCUCAAGUGCGACAUCUCGGACCUGUCGCUCAUCUGCCUGCUGGGCUACAGCAUGCUACUCAUGGUCACGUGCACGGUGUACGCCAUCAAGACGCGCGGCGUGCCCGAGACCUUCAACGAGGCCAAGCCCAUCGGCUUCACCAUGUACACCACCUGCAUUGUCUGGCUGGCCUUCAUCCCCAUCUUCUUUGGCACCUCACAGUCGGCGGACAAGCUGUACAUCCAGACGACCACGCUGACGGUGUCGGUGAGCCUGAGCGCCUCCGUGUCCCUGGGGAUGCUCUACAUGCCCAAGGUCUACAUCAUCCUCUUCCACCCGGAGCAGAACGUGCCCAAGCGCAAGCGCAGCCUCAAAGCCGUGGUCACCGCCGCCACCAUGUCCAACAAGUUCACGCAGAAGGGCAGCUUCCGGCCCAACGGCGAGGCCAAGUCUGAACUCUGCGAGAACCUCGAGGCCCCCGUGCUGGCCACCAAACAGACCUACGUCACCUACACCAACCACGCAAUCUAG